Molecule: messenger RNA, 4434 nt
Organism: Eremothecium cymbalariae DBVPG#7215
Lineage: Eukaryota; Fungi; Ascomycota; Saccharomycetes; Saccharomycetales; Saccharomycetaceae
Gene: SNF2
Product: SWI/SNF catalytic subunit SNF2
Exons: 2
Coding region: 1-4434 (1477 amino acids)
Biological process (GO): positive regulation of transcription by RNA polymerase II
Cellular component (GO): nucleus
Molecular function (GO): DNA binding; histone binding; ATP binding
Source: RefSeq, a predicted model, not a curated record
AUGGAUAUGGAAAUUCCGCAGAGACAGUUGACUAAGGAAGAAAUCAACAGAUGCUAUUUGAGGUGGCAGCAGUUACGUAACCAGCAUGGGGAGAAUGCCAGUACAAUUCCGGAGUUCAUAUACUUUACGAGGGUGUUGAGGCAGGCUGCGAAGCAGCAGCAGCAGCAGCAGCAGCAGCAGGCCCAGACGCCGCAGCAGGUGCCGCAGCCAAUGGAGAGACAGGGGUCUUCUGGAGGGGUUUCCAAUGGGGGUAUUUCACCGGGCAAUUCUAGUGGGAGUGCAAGUGCUGGGGUUGGGUGUAUGGCGUUUACCCAGGAGCAGUCUGAGUUGCUCAAGGCGCAGAUCACUGCGUUGAAGUGUUUGGCUCACAAGCAGCCCAUUCCGAAGGAGGCUCUUCAGGUGGUACAGGUGUCGUUGGAUAGUCCUCCGAAUUUGAGACAGAUGGUGACGGCUGUCACUAGUAUUCUGUCUCGAAGACAGGAGCAAAGCGGUGGGUCCGGGGAGACGGCAGAGACGGUGUCUCAUGGUGUACCGCUGCCGCAGCAGACGUCAGCUGCUGGUGCUGCCAGCAAGCGGUCGUCUGGGAGUCUAUCGCCCAGAUCUUCUGUGACGCCUGUAGGGAUAGUGGAUCAAGAUGCAAAGUUUCGCAUGGGCAGCGAUGCGUUUGCAGGGGCAGCUGUGCAGCACAACCAGCUGCCGUCCGCAGAAAGCCAGCUGCCCCCGAAGCAGCAGGCCACCCGCUCGCUAGAUGAGUAUAGAAAAGCGCAUCCAGACAUACCCAAGAUUGUCGACAUUACGAACCCUACAAUGAUAGUUGAUAGUUACAGCGUUCCUAAGGUGCCCAAUGUGGUCGAUUACGUGGACUUGUUUACAUCCGCUAAGAACCCAAAGUUGAUGAUACAGCCGGGGAUUUUACCGAUGGGGAUGGAUGUGCAUUCAGCGAUGGAAGUCUAUCAGACCUUAACGGCGCUUGAUAUAGACACUAGUGUGGAUGAUGCCUUGAACAGCCUUUCUGAUGAGUCACUUGGGGAGACGGAAAAAGCAGAUGCUCUUCUACAGUAUUAUUCUUUGCAGCUUUUGCCCCUCCAAAAGGCGGUCCGUGGUCAUGUUCUGCAGUUUGAGUGGUUUCAAAAUACUUUGUUGACCAACACGCAUCCAAAUUUCUUAUCCAAGAUCAGAAAGGUUAAUAUCCAGGACGCGCUGCUCACGAACGAUUUGUAUAAGCGGCACGAGUUGCAGCAGGAUGAGCGCCAGAAAUUUGAAAAGUCUGCCAAGUUGGAAACGAUCAUGGAAUACUCAAUUAGUUGGUUUAAUCAGCGCAUGGAUAAGAGAGCGGCCAGAAUGAAGUUUAGUCAUCGGCUAAUCACAGUUCAUGGCAACUUGGAGAAGGAUGAGCAGAAGCGUGUGGAAAGAAACGCCAAACAACGUUUGCAGGCAUUGAAAUCCAAUGACGAGGAGGCGUACAUCAAGUUAUUAGACCAGACAAAGGAUACCAGGAUCACCCAUUUGUUGAAACAAACUAAUGCCUUUUUGGAUUCCUUAACGAAAGCUGUUAAGGACCAACAAAAGUAUACCCAGGAAAAGAUACAUUCACAUUUGCAAGACGAAGAAAGUAGUAGUAGUAGUGGCUCGGAUGAUGGAAAGCUUAACAAGCUUUCGUCUGCUGUUGAUGUCGGCGAUGAUGAACGCGAGAGGAUUGAUUAUUACGAAGUCGCACACAAAAUCAAGGAAGAUGUGAAAAAGCAACCCAGCAUUCUUGUUGGUGGUACCUUGAAAGAAUAUCAAAUAAAAGGUUUGCAAUGGAUGGUGUCAUUAUUCAACAAUCAUUUAAAUGGCAUUCUUGCAGAUGAAAUGGGCUUAGGUAAGACUAUUCAGACUAUAUCCCUAUUAACGUACUUGUACGAGGUCAAGGGCAUCCGAGGUCCCUUUUUAGUAGUUGUGCCAUUAUCAACGUUAACCAAUUGGAAUGCAGAGUUUGAUAAAUGGGCUCCAACGCUACGCAAAAUUGCAUUUAAGGGUCCUCCUAGUGAACGUAAGGCGCUAACGGGUAUCAUAAAAUCCGGUAGUUUCGAGGUGGUUUUGACCACUUUUGAAUAUAUCAUUAAGGAGCGUCCCUUAUUGUCAAAAAUCAAGUGGGUACAUAUGAUUAUUGACGAAGGACACAGAAUGAAAAAUUCUCAAUCUAAAUUAUCUUUGACGUUAAAUCAGUUCUAUCAUACCGAUUAUAGAUUGAUUUUGACUGGUACACCAUUACAGAACAAUUUACCCGAAUUGUGGGCGUUGUUGAAUUUCGUAUUGCCCAAGAUCUUUAACUCGGUAAAAUCCUUCGAUGAAUGGUUCAACACCCCGUUUGCUAACACUGGUGGCCAAGACAAGAUCGAGUUAAGCGAAGAAGAAACGUUAUUGGUCAUUAGAAGAUUGCAUAAAGUUUUAAGGCCAUUUUUGUUACGUCGUUUAAAGAAAGAUGUUGAAAAGGAAUUGCCUGACAAGGUCGAGAAAGUUUUGAAAUGUAGGAUGAGCGCUUUGCAACAGAAGUUGUACGAGCAGAUGUUGAAGCAUCGUAGAUUGUUUGUUGUGGAUGAGCAAAGUAAUAAAAAAAUGGUGGGGUUGCGUGGCUUCAAUAACCAAAUUAUGCAAUUAAAAAAAAUUUGUAACCAUCCUUUUGUCUUCGAACAAGUGGAGGAUCAAAUAAACCCCAAAAGAGAGACUAAUGCGAAUAUAUGGCGUGUAUCUGGGAAAUUUGAACUUUUAGAAAAAAUCCUACCCAAAUUCAAAGCUUCAGGUCAUCGAGUAUUAAUAUUCUUUCAAAUGACCCAAAUCAUGGAUAUCAUGGAGGAUUUUCUAAGAUUCUGUGAUAUGAAGUAUUUGAGGCUAGAUGGUCAUACGAAGUCAGACGAUCGUACAACAUUAUUAAAUAUGUUUAAUGCCCCCGAUUCUGAAUAUUUUUGUUUCUUGUUAUCCACCAGAGCUGGUGGCUUGGGUUUGAAUUUGCAAACAGCCGAUACUGUUAUUAUAUUCGAUACAGACUGGAAUCCUCACCAAGACCUUCAAGCACAAGACAGGGCACACAGAAUUGGGCAAAAGAAUGAGGUUAGAAUCUUGAGGUUGAUUACUGAUAAUUCUGUUGAGGAAGUUAUUCUUGAGAGGGCGCACAAAAAAUUAGACAUUGACGGCAAGGUUAUUCAAGCAGGUAAAUUUGAUAACAAGUCAACAGCAGAGGAGCAAGAGGCCUUAUUAAGGUCUCUAUUGGAAGCCGAAGAAGACCAAAAAAAGAGGAGAGAACUAGGCAUAGAUGAAGAUGAACAAUUAGAUGACAGUGAAUUGAAUGAAAUUUUGGCAAGAAAUGAUGAUGAAUUGAAGUUGUUCGCAGAGAUUGAUGCUGAACGUAACCGGAAGCAGUUGGCGGAAGGUAUCACUUCUAGAUUAAUGGAUAAGUUAGAGUUACCUGAUUUUUACCACCAAGAUAUUGCUGCUCAGAUUGAAAAAGAAAAGUCUGAGCGAAUGUUUGUAGGUGGUAGGGGAACCAGAGAUAGGAAAGCAACCCAUUAUGGUGAUAGUAUGAGCGAGGAACAAUGGUUAAAGCAGUUUGAAGUUAGUGACGACGAUGAAGAUGGUAUCAUGCGUGCUACAGACCGCGCUUAUACCUCUGGUUCAAACUUUUCUACCAUUGUUGAUGAAAACUAUGACCCUAUUAUUCCUAUGAAGAGGAAGCAGGGACCUGGUAGACCUCCAAAGUUUAAAAAAGUUAGAUUAGACGUUGACUUUGAAGUUGACCACUUAUUACCCCAAACAACUGCUGAUGAUCCUCCCAUUGAUGGAUUGGUAAAAGAUAACCCAAUCAAAAACGAUGCAUCCCAAAUUGGGGGCAAGACAUCUAUUAAGUCAGUUAGGGUUACCAAGGCCAAGCCAAAAGUUAGAGGUCGCAGGGGUCGUCCAGCUAAGAAUGGUAGGAAUUUUUUGAGGGAUAUGCCAAAAAAGCCGCUGGACGAGAGGCACGAAGUCUCUCUUAAGGCUAAGCAGUUGUAUGACUACAUAUUGAGUUAUCGAAACGAAGAGUACAGAAGGUUAGCGGAUAUAUUUUUAGUUAGGCCGUCCAAGAAGUUAUAUCCUGAUUAUUACAUGUUGAUCAAAUAUCCUGCAGCCCUUGAAAAUGUUAAGAGACACAUAGAUACGCUGGCAUAUGAUUUUUUAAAGGAAGCCCUCGAAGACUUUCACUUAAUCUUUGCAAAUGCAAGGGUUUAUAACACAGAAGGCUCAGUGAUUUAUAACGAUUCCAUUGAGCUAGAGGAUGCAGCCGUCCAAAAGUAUAAGGAAUUAUCGGGGGAUAACAAUAUAGAGGUUGAUUUUAGUGAAUUUGAUUCGCACUAUGGUACGAUCGUACCAUUUUCUCAACAAAACACUCAGAAAAGUGUUAAUACCAGUGUAACACCUUGA